UCCCCACACAUGGGGGAAUGGAGCGGGGAGCUGCCCGGCUGGGCUCAGUCCCCAGCGUCCCGCUGCCGGGCCAGGCUCGGAGCGGCUGCAGCCCGGACUGGCACCGGCCAUGGCCAAGCGGAGCUCGCUGUUCAUACGGGUCGUGGAGGGGAAGCACUUGCCAGCUAAGGACAUCACGGGCAGCAGUGACCCUUACUGCAUCGUGAAAAUCGACAAUGAAGCGAUCAUCAGGACGGCCACGGUCUGGAAGACAUUAUCCCCAUUCUGGGGGGAGGAAUAUGAGGUCCAUCUGCCGCCCACCUUCCACAGCGUCUCCUUUUACGUGAUGGAUGAAGAUGCACUCAGCCGCGAUGAUGUUAUCGGGAAAGUCUGUGUCACUCAGGACGUGCUGACUGCGCAUCCGAAGGGCUACAGUGGCUGGCUGAACCUGACCGAAAUCGAUCCCGACGAAGAGGUGCAGGGGGAAAUCCACCUCCAGAUCGAGAUCCUGGGCAGCGACGCGGCGAGGAAGCUGCGCUGUAGCGUGUUUGAAGCCAGGGACUUGGCUCGGAAAGACCGGAACGGCGCUUCCGAUCCCUUCGUCAGAGUUCGCUACAACAGCAAGACCCAGGAGAGCUCGGUGGUCAAGAAAUCCUGCUACCCCCGCUGGAACGAGACCUUUGAGUUUGACCUGGACGAGUCAGCCACAGAGAAGCUCUGCAUUGAGGUGUGGGACUGGGAUCUCGUCAGCAGGAACGACUUCCUGGGGAAGGUGGUGUUUAAUAUCCAGGGGUCACAGACCAUUCAGCAAGAGGAAGGAUGGUUCAGGCUGAGGCCAGAUAAAUCCAAGCCCAGAGUGGAUGAAGGCAACCUGGGCUCCCUGCAGCUGCAGGUGAGGCUUCGAGAUGAGACGGUGCUGCCAGGCAGUUACUACCAGCCUCUGGUCCAGCUGCUGUGCCAAGAAGUAAAAGCGGGGCCCAAGCAGGAUGGGAAGCUUCGCUUAAUCACCCUGAUCGACGAAACCACGACGGCGGAGUGCAGGCAGGAAGUGGCCAUCAACCUUGUCAAGCUCUUCCUAGGUCAAGGCUUGGCCAAAGAGUUCCUGGAUCUCCUCUUCAAGCUGGAGCUGGAUAAAACGGAUGAGCCAAACACGUUAUUCCGGAGCAACUCCCUGGCCUCGAAGUCGAUGGAAUCCUUUCUGAAGGUGGCAGGGAUGCAGUAUUUGCACAGCGUCCUGGGGCCGACCGUGAACCGAGUGUUUGAUGAGAAGAAGUACAUCGAGUUGGAUCCCAGCAAGGUGGAGAUUAAAGAGGUCGGGUGCUCCGGGCUCCAUCGGAUCCAGACGGAGAGCGAGGUGAUCCAACAGAGCACCCAGCACCUGCAGUCCUACCUGACCGACCUGCUCAUCGCCAUCGCCAAGUCGGUGAGGACGUGUCCCGCCACCAUCCGCGCCACCUUCAGGCAGCUCUUCAAGCGGGUCGAGGAGCGCUUCCCGGGGAACAAACACAAGAACGUGAAGUUCAUUGCUGUCACCAGCUUCCUCUGCCUCCGCUUCUUCUCUCCUGCCAUCAUGUCCCCCAAGCUCUUCCACCUGCGGGAGAAACAUGCAGAUGCCCGCACCAGUCGGACCCUGCUGCUCCUAGCCAAGGCUAUCCAGACCGUGGGGAACAUGGACGCUGCGGCCAGCCGGGCCAAGGAAGGCUGGAUGGCCCCUCUGCAGCCCACCAUCCAGCAGAGCAUCUCCCAGAUGAAGGAGUUCAUCACCAAGCUCAUAGACCUCGAGGAGAAGGAAGAGGUGGACCAGCCGAAGGCACAGACGCUGGUUGUGAAGGAGGGGCCUUUAUUCAUCCACAAGAGCAAAGGCAAAGGGCCGCUGUUGUCAUCUUCCUUUAAGAAACUCUACUUCUCGCUGACGAGCGAGGCCCUCAGCUUUGCCAAGACGCCCAACUCCAAGAAAAGCUCCUUCAUUACCCUGUCCAACAUCCGGGCGGCCGAGAAGGUGGAGGAGAAAAGCUUUGGCAGCUCCCACGUGAUGCAGAUCAUCUAUGCUGACGAGGCGGGACAGUUGGAGAUGGCCUAUCUGCAGUGCAAGUGUGUCAAUGAGCUGAACCAGUGGCUCUCGGCCCUGAGGAAAGUCUGCGUUAACAACGCCGAGAUGCUGGGCUCCUAUCACCCAGGAGUGUUCAAAGGAGACAAAUGGAGCUGCUGCCACCAAAAGGAUAAAACAGGUUUGGGAUGUGAUAAAACCCGGCAUGGAGUCACUCUGCAGGAAUGGAAUGACCCCCUGGAUCCAGAUCUAGAGUCUCAGUUAAUUUUUAGACACCUGUUUGGAGUUAGAGACUUAAUGAGGGAAAAGUAUCUGGAGAUGUUGACGGAGAAAAAUGAAAAUGUUCUUCUGCGCCAAAGUGGAGGCCCCGAAAAUGUGGACGGACCCACAAGGCUAUUCCAGGUGCUGCAGGACCUCGAAGACGCCCAUCACACAGCCGUCUUCAGCUCAGGCACCCUAGCUGACCGGGACAGAAACUGCCUCCUGGAGCUGCAGACGUGACUCCUGGAGUGAACCACUCCGUCGCCUUUCACUCUGCUCACUUGGUCCUGCUGCGUCCAUCAGAGCUGCCAACACUAGACAUCUUUGCAAUGGGAACUCCCUCGACACCGUGUGCUCUCACCAUCACCCCGCUGCUCAAAAAGCCAUGCCAUGGACUUCUGCCAGCUUAGCAUGUCUCCAUUAGUGAGCGGCUUGUCAAUGACCCUCUUGUGCUCUCGCUAGUCCCCAGAGCGGGAUGGGGGCCUGUGCAGAAGCUUUCACGUCUCACCUCUGCCAGGGUUGCACUAGGGAGUCUCUCUCCACUAUUAUUUUCACCUUUCAGUCAAGGUCCAGCUGUUUUGUCAAGCUUGGUCUGAUGUGUAAUCGUAGCUCCUCAAUGCAACCUUAUAUCUGAGCUGCUCCACCCUGGGUUUGAGACACCAGGGUCAAGAUGACUCAGUGGAGCACUGAAGCCAGUAGUGACGGAUCCACAGAAGAGGAGGGGGAAUCUCUUAAGGCAGGGGACCGGGAGUCAGGUGGCUUGGAUUCCAUAUGCUCUUCUGCCACUGACCCACAGUGUGAGCUGGGGCAAAUCAUUUGACCCUGCUGUGUUCCUGAGUUUCCCCAUCUCUGAAAUAGGGAUGAUGAGCCUUCCCCUCCUUUGUUAAAGUGCUUUGCAAUCCUCUGAUGAAAGGCGCAAUGGAGGUGCAGAGUAUUCAUUAACUGGAGAUGCUGGCUGACGCCUGGAAUUUGUAACCAACGUCCCUGAGCUGCACAUCCAUCCGUCUCACUGGGUUGUUGAAUGAACAUGAAUAUGGACAAGUCUUGAGUCAGCACCUCAGACCCCAUUGCAUGGUAUGUGGCUGCUCAGUGACCAUUCCACACCUUGAGGAAGAAGAGAUGGGGAAGUGGUUCGUUAGAGCAGCUGAUUCUGAGCCAGGCCUCCUGACUCUAUCCCACCUCUCCCCACCCUGGGUAAAUUGCUGGGUUUUAGAAGCACUUGGCAUCCACCUGCAAGAGUCAGCGAGAGCUGGAGGGGCUCAGCACCUCUGAAAGCCAGGGCCUUGACCUCUGUGUCUGUUUUCUGAUCUGUAACUGCGGAUAAUAUAUAUUCGGCUAAACCAAGUUCUCAGUUGCAAUCCCAUUGGCAGUCACUGAAGGCAGAUUUUCACUCCCCAUGCCUAUCUCCCAGGGGUCUUGCAAAGCUUACUUACCUGUCACGUGGUUCUUGAUCCCAGGAAAUGUAAAAUACUAUCUGUAUAAUGGUUUCCUGUCCAAAAAGUGCUCUCACAUCCCUGGCGAAAGGUGCUAUAGAAAUGCAGGCUGGCCACUACCCCGUAUGCCGCAUUUCAGGCCCAGGUAAACAGAUGCUCUGAAACGAUUGAGCAGGUGGCCUGGCUGUUACGGCUGGUGCUGGUUAUAAACAGUCUGGUUCAUGGCCAUUUGGGGGUCAGAACAGUGCACCUGCUGUAUCACAUGGCCCCUCCAAUGAACUGGAUGGAGAAUACACAGGUUAGACCUGCUGUUCUGCGCAAUAUUAUCAUUUAGCGCAGCACAUGGAGUCAGCACAAUCUAGCAGCCUGGUGGAGGGACCCAAAUACCCAUCCAUUUGCCACAGAAAAUUUGUCCCUUUGGUAGUUGAUCAGAUUGCAUGCGGGGCCAGGGCUGGUGCGCUCGUCGCAGAGGUGGCUUAGCCCUGAUCAGGUGCAUGUGACCUAAGGAAAUAGACUCCAGAGCAGACCGGUGUCAAAGGGAGUAACCAGGGCAUAUGUCUUCCCAUCCACUGUACAGAACCAAUGCUAGAGAAACAGCUGUGUAUUUGAAUGUACAAUAAACACCUCUUUUACCAUGA
Molecule: messenger RNA, 4358 nt
Organism: Trachemys scripta elegans
Lineage: Eukaryota; Metazoa; Chordata; Testudines; Emydidae
Gene: RASA4B
Product: RAS p21 protein activator 4B
Exons: 21
Coding region: 110-2527 (805 amino acids)
Biological process (GO): regulation of GTPase activity; intracellular signal transduction
Source: RefSeq, a predicted model, not a curated record